Molecule: messenger RNA, 1992 nt
Organism: Saccharomyces mikatae IFO 1815
Lineage: Eukaryota; Fungi; Ascomycota; Saccharomycetes; Saccharomycetales; Saccharomycetaceae
Gene: SEC63
Product: protein-transporting protein SEC63
Exons: 1
Coding region: 1-1992 (663 amino acids)
Biological process (GO): post-translational protein targeting to endoplasmic reticulum membrane; SRP-dependent cotranslational protein targeting to membrane
Cellular component (GO): Sec62/Sec63 complex
Molecular function (GO): RNA binding; transmembrane protein transporter activity
Source: RefSeq, a predicted model, not a curated record
AUGCCUACAAACUACGAGUAUGAUGAAGCUAGUGAAACGUGGCCGUCUUUCAUUUUAACCGGGAUCUUGAUGGUUGUCGGACCUAUGACACUGCUUCAAGUAUACCAAAUUAUCUUUAGGUCCAAUGCUGAAGAUGUGGAUUCAGGGAAUGAAAAAGAGUUCAAUGAGGAAGUUUUUGCAAAGCUGAAUGAACAAUACACUAGUGAUGAAAUCAAACAAUUUAGAAGAAAGUUUGACAAAAAUAGUAAUAAGAAGUCCAAAAUAUGGAGCAAGAGAAAUAUUAUAAUUAUUAUAGGUUGGAUCUUAGUUGCAAUUCUUCUGCAGAGAAUUAAUAGUAACGAAGCGAUUCAGGAUGCAGCUACAAAACUAUUCGACCCUUAUGAAAUCCUGGGCAUCUCGACCAGCGCUUCUGAUAGAGAUAUUAAAUCUGCUUAUAGAAAAUUAUCUGUCAAAUUCCAUCCAGAUAAGGUAGCCAAAGGAUUAACAUCUGAUGAAAAGAGUGUGAUGGAAGAAACUUAUGUACAAAUUACGAAGGCCUAUGAGUCCCUUACCGACGAAUUGGUCAGACAAAACUAUUUGAAAUACGGUCAUCCAGAUGGCCCGCAGUCUACUUCACAUGGUAUUGCCUUACCAAGAUUCUUGGUGGAUGGCAGUUCAUCUCCACUAUUAGUGAUUUGUUAUGUUUCACUACUAGGUUUGAUCUUACCAUACUUUGUUAGUAGAUGGUGGGCAAGAACUCAAUCCUAUACUAAGAAGGGAAUUCAUAACGUGACAGCCUCUAACUUUGUUAGCAAUUUAGUAAAUUACAAACCGUCUGAGAUUGUUACUCUAGAUUUGAUCUUGCAUUGGUUAUCAUUUGCUCAUGAAUUCAAACAGUUUCUCCCAGAGUUACAACCAGCAGAUUUUGAAAAACUAUUACAAGAUCAUAUCAACCGUAGAGAUAGUGGCAAACUUAACGAGGCCAAAUUUAGGAUAGUAGCUAAAUGUCAUUCCUUACUACAUGGGUUAUUAGAUAUCGCUUGUGGAUUCAGAAAUUUGGAUAUUGCGUUGGGUGCAAUCAAUACUUUCAAAUGCAUUGUUCAGGCCGUACCCUUAACACCAAACUCUCAAAUUUAUCAAUUGCCUAACGUGGAUAGACAGCAUUUCAGUAACGAGAACAAGGGUAUUCAUACAUUGGGUAAGAUGUUUACUUUAGAAGAUGCCAAAAUUGGAGAAGUUCUUGGUAUAAAGGAUCAAGCAAAGUUAAACGAAACUUUGAGAAUUGCAUCGCAUAUUCCGAACCUGAAAAUAAUUAAGGCAGAAUUCCUUGUUCCAGGUGAAAAUCAGGUAACACCAUUAUCUACUCCAUACAUUUCUUUAAAAGUGCUAAUUCGUUCUGCCAAACAGCCAUUGUUACCAACUAGUCUGAUUCCUGAAGACAAAUUAACAGAGCCUCAAGAUUUUGAAUCUCAAAGAGAUCCAUUCGCUAUGAUGAGUAAACAACCAUUGGUUCCAUUUUCAUUUGCACCAUUUUUCCCCACAAAGAGACGUGGGAGUUGGUGCUGUCUAGUGAUUUCUCAGAAAGAUGGUAAAAUACUCCAGACACCAAUUAUCAUUGAAAAAUUAUCAUAUAGGAAUUUGAACGAUGACAAAAGUUUCUUUGACAAGAGGAUAAAACUGGACUUGACCAAAGAUGAGAAGUUCGAUGUAAAUGAUUGGGAAAUUGGGACCAUAAAAAUUCCAUUAGGUCAACCUGCACCUGAAAUUGUUGGAGACUUUUUCUUUAGGGUAAUUAUUAAAUCUACAGAUUAUUUUACCACGGAUCUAGAUAUAACUAUGAAUAUGAAAGUCCGUGAUUUGCCUGUAGUGGAAGAAGUAGAUGUUUAUUCUGAGGAAGACGAUGACUACUCUAGUGAUGAAGACGAAAGUGAAAGUGAGGACGAAAGUGAUGCUAGCGACUAUACCGAUAUCGACACAGAUACUGAUGCUGAAGAGGAUGAAUCGUCUGAAUAG